Molecule: messenger RNA, 1342 nt
Organism: Paecilomyces variotii
Lineage: Eukaryota; Fungi; Ascomycota; Eurotiomycetes; Eurotiales; Thermoascaceae
Product: UbiA prenyltransferase family
Exons: 2
Coding region: 121-1011 (296 amino acids)
Biological process (GO): ubiquinone biosynthetic process
Cellular component (GO): mitochondrial inner membrane
Molecular function (GO): 4-hydroxybenzoate polyprenyltransferase activity
Source: RefSeq, a predicted model, not a curated record
AUUCUAAAGUAGAUAAAUAGCGCCUCUUCUCCAAGAUACUCUUUGUUCCAUUCUGCACUAUAACAUUGUUGUCAAUUAUUGCCUCCAACACUAAACAUAACCACGGUACCGAGUACGAAUAUGACAGCCAACACCUCAUCCACAGUGAAAUCCAGGCAGGCACUGGAUGCUCAAUAUGGAGGAAAUAAUCGAUCAGGCUGGCUGAAGAAUAUUCCCGACUCCUGGCUACCUUUUGUGCAACUUGCCCGACUCAGCCCACCAGCAGGAGUUUUUCUGCUCUACUUUCCGCACUUAUUCGGGGCUCUUCAUGCUGCCAUUCUCACAAAGUCUCCAGCUUCUGAAGCGCUCCGCACGAGUGUACUCAUGUUUGGGGGCAGCUUUUUUCUGUCCAACGCCGUUCACAUAUGGGACGACCUGAUUGAUGCCCCGCUAGACGCCUUGGUGGAACGUACAUGCAAUCGACCGAUUCCGCGAGGGGCAGUGUCCCCCGCUGCUGCAUUAGUAUUCACCUUUUCUCAGGCGAUAUGCGCUGCGGCGUUUCUUCCCUGUAUCCCGGUUGGGUUUAUACAGAGCGUCCUGUAUGUGGCUCCUGCGAUCGUUGGGUGGACAUACUAUCCCUGGGCCAAGCGACACACCAAUUUCCCACAACUGGUACUCGGGCUUUGCGUCUCUUGGGGGAUAGUCAUAGGGUCCCUAGCAGGUGGGUUUCUGCCUUUGGCCAUCGAUGACGGCCAUCGGGUCACGGUGGCGACCUCCAGUCUCUGUCUGUUUGGCGCCUGUACCCUCUGGUCCGUGAUAUACGACACUAUCUACGCACACCAAGAUUUGACAGACGACAAGAAGUUUGGGAUUAAGAGCAUGGCUGUUCUGUUCGAAGGGAGAACGAAACCUCUGCUUUCGCUGCUUUUGGUGGCCAUGACAGUGCUGUUGAUCGGAUGCGGGUCACACAGCGGGAUGUCCGUCGUGUAUUACACUGUUGCAGUACUUGGAUCGGCGAUUUCGGGACCAUGAUCUGGAACGUUGAUUUGAAAGACAGCCAGAGCUGUUGGUGGUGGUUCGGAAAUGGGUUCUGGCUUGCGGGAGGAUCAAUUGCAGGGGUUUUGGCGCUGGAACUGUUGUGGUAACCAAAGGCAGUGUAUGUACAUACAUAGUUAUUAGGACUGGAGGGUAUAUAUCCCUGUGGCACUACUGUAGAAGACAGGGUUAAGCCUGACUGUCAAAGGGUUGAGGUAAGCACUAGCGUAGUCGACCAGCUAAGCAUGCCUAAAGGCGAUAAUGAUUUUCAGUCCACCUACAACUACCAAUUUGGGCCCUUGUUAUACUACAGCUCCAACAUCCAGAA